Striga asiatica is the source of this 2968-nucleotide messenger RNA. The record is from the annotation of a GenBank genome assembly. Lineage: Eukaryota; Viridiplantae; Streptophyta; Magnoliopsida; Lamiales; Orobanchaceae.
CAUUAUUUGAAUAGAUUGGAGUUGCCAAUUGCCAUUAUCUGAUACCUACAUUGACUUGGAAAACGUAGUUAACCUGCUCAAUCUGAAUCGAAUUUUGCAAGUGUGAAAUUGCUGUUAGACUUCGCUUGGAAAUUAGGACAGAACAUACAGCAAUGAAGUUGGCGCCUAGAGAAACUGAUAAACUGAUGCUCCACAGCGCUGGAGCUUUGGCACAGAAACGUUUGGCGCGUGGGUUGAGGCUUAAUCACGCUGAAGCUGUUGCUCUUAUAGCCGUACAGAUAUUGGAAUUGGUCCGUGAUGGGAAUAAAAGUGUGGCUGAACUUAUGGAUCUUGGGCGACAAAUUUUGGGAAGGAGACAAGUUCUUCCAUCUGUUCCUUAUCUCAUGGAUUCAGUUCAGGUUGAGGGGACCUUUCCAGAUGGGACAAAGUUGAUAACAAUCCAUGAUCCUAUAUCAAGUGAAAAUGGAAAUCUGGAGCUAGCUUUACAUGGGUCUUUCCUUCCAGUUCCAUCUCUAGAUAAGUUUCCAGACCUUGAAGGUUGUAAAAUUCCUGGUGAACUAAUAUUUGGACCAGGACGUAUUACAAUCAACUUAGGAAGGAAAGGUGUAGUUCUCAAAGUGGCUAACACUGGUGACAGACCUAUUCAGGUUGGAAGUCAUUAUCACUUCAUUGAAGUCAAUCCGUACAUGGUUUUUGAUAGGAGAAAAGCAUAUGGCAUGCGCCUAAAUAUCCCUGCAGGAACUGCUAUUCGUUUUGAGCCCGGAGAGACAAAAAGUGUUACACUUGUGCAUAUUGGAGGUGAUCGAGUUAUAAGGGGUGGAAAUAAUAUUGCUGAUGGUGUGGUAGAUGAUGCUAGAAUCCCAGUAGUGAUGCAGGCUGUGCAUGAAAGAGGAUAUGGUUUUUUAGAAGAAGCAAAUGCUAGGGAGUUUGUUGUUGAAGAAGGAUCUCCCCUUUCCUUUUCAAUGACUCAUGAAAGCUAUGCUAAUAUGUACGGUCCAACCACUGGUGAUAAAAUUCGGCUAGGGGACACUGAUUUACUUGCGGAAAUUGAAAGAGAUUAUGCUGUGUAUGGGGAUGAGUGCGUAUUUGGUGGUGGAAAAGUUCUGAGGGAUGGAAUGGGGCAGGGUUCUGGAUUUGACUCACUUGAUUGCGUGGACACUGUAAUUACAAAUGCUGUGAUAAUUGAUUACACAGGAAUUUAUAAAGCUGAUAUAGGCAUAAAACAUGGUAAUAUUUUUUCUAUUGGGAAAGCAGGCAACCCCGAUGUCAUGGAUGCACUCAACAUGAUUAUAGGAGUAAAUACUGAGGUUAUCGCUGGAGAAGGAAUGAUUGUUACGGCAGGAGCUAUAGAUUGUCACGUGCAUUUUAUAUGUCCUCAACUGGCUUAUGAGGCAUUGACUAGUGGCAUCACUACAAUGGUGGGAGGUGGCACAGGACCAGCUGAUGGUACACGUGCUACUACUUGCACUCCAGCACCAUUUCAUAUGGAACUAAUGUUGCAAUCAACAGACGACUUGCCUCUCAAUUUUGGUUUUACAGGGAAAGGAAAUUCCUCCAAAGAAGAGGGUCUACACGACAUAGUGAAAGCUGGAGCAAUGGGAUUGAAACUUCAUGAGGACUGGGGAACUACUCCAGCAGCAAUAGAUAGAUGUUUAUCUAUUGCGGAAUUAUACGACAUUCAGGUUUAUAUUCAUACCGACACAUUAAACGAGUCUGGGUUCGUUGAGCAUACAAUUGCAUCAUUUAAAGACCGCACUAUUCAUACUUACCACAGUGAAGGAGCAGGUGGUGGUCAUGCUCCAGAUAUUAUCAAAGUUUGUGGUGUGAAAAAUGUUCUCCCCUCUUCAACUAAUCCCACACGUCCUUACACCUCCAAUACUGUGGAUGAGCACCUUGAUAUGCUUAUGGUCUGCCAUCACCUUGACAAGAAUAUUAGAGAGGAUGUUGCAUUUGCCGAGUCACGAAUCCGUGCUGAAACCAUAGCUGCAGAAGACAUCUUGCAUGACAUUGGGGCAAUAAGCAUCAUAUCAUCUGAUUCCCAGGCCAUGGGUCGCAUUGGGGAGGAAAUAUCUCGUUUUAAUCUGGUAAUUUCCAGAACUUGGCAAACUGCCCACAAAAUGAAGUCAGUGAGAGGUCCACUUGAAAACAGUUCACCAGAAAAUGAUAAUUUGCGUAUCAAGCGUUACAUCGCGAAGUACACAAUUAAUCCCGCUAUAGCUUGUGGAUUUUCUGAUCAUGUUGGAUCUGUUGAGGUAGGCAAGUUGGCUGAUCUUGUUUUAUGGAAGCCGUCAUUUUUUGGAGCCAAACCAGAAAUGGUGUUAAAAGGAGGCACUAUAGCUUGGUCUAAUAUGGGUGAUCCGAAUGCGAGCAUCCCAACUCCAGAACCGGUAACAAUGAGGCCCAUGUUUGGAGCAUUUGGCAAAGCUGCGAGUGCCAAUUCAAUUGCAUUUGUCAGUGAGGUUGCCCUUAGUUCUGGAGUAAAAGAGCAAUAUGGACUGAACAAGAGGGUUAAAGCUGUAAGUAACGUGAGGAAGCUGACAAAGCUUGACAUGAAGCUUAAUGAUGCCCUCCCACAAAUCACGGUCGACCCUGAGACCUACACUGUGACAGCAGAUGGCACGGUUCUUACCUGCCCGCCUGCUAAUACAGUCCCAUUGUCACGGAAUUACUUUCUCUUUUAAGCGCUGCUGGUUUGUGAGGUGUGAUUAGAGCUAAGUGCUAUCGUAUAACAAGCAAGACUGAAUUGUAAUGUGACCUUUGUUGUUGGCUUCCGGAAACUAAUACUCGGUGUGCUAUACAAGUCCCUGUACCUUGCAAGUCGAGAUAAUUAAUUUCCAAUUAUUGUAUAUGAGUAAUAGAUUUAGGAGAUUUUUCCAUGCUCUGAGAAAUACGACACAUCUUGAAUUUCCUUUUAGCAUUCCACAAAUUGGGUGCUUUUCUUGUGCAUAUCUAUCUAUUCUAUCUGUAA